AUGCAGCUGCAAAUGCCAGGUCGGGCGGCCUCGCCCCUCAAGCAAAUGGAGGUGAACCCGGUCACCUAUGGCUCAAGAUGGAACCCUUUCCCUCCCGCCAACAGUGGCUUCUGUGAUGCAAGGCCCACGGUGGUACAGAAAGUCCUCGAGGGGUUGACCAAGUUCAAUAGCUUGAGCAAGGCAGAGUUCUACCUCUUCGUGUGCCGUUUUGAAGCGGGACUUCACGAAACCUAUGAGUUUGAGUUCAACUUACUGGACACUUGUCAUAGGGGCAGCAUCGACGUCUUGCAGCUUGAACAGCUGCUGCGACGGAUUGGGCAGCCGGUGCGAAGGUUCGUUCUGAAGGAAUUGGUACAAGAGGUGGAUGAUGAUAACGAGGGGAGAGUAGACCUGAGUGGCUUUCGCAAGAUUCAACACCUCAUCCGCAAGCGGGAAGGCUUCACCUGCUACGAGCUGGACCAUUUCUACCGCGUCUUCCAACGCUUCGACCGCGACAACAGCGACUCCAUGAGCUGCUCGGAGUUCGCCAACGCCUUGACGUGGCUGGGCUUUCCCUAUGGCCCAGAGAAGCUGCAGGAGUUUCACCGCCAGAGCGACGUGGACGGUGAUGGCCAACUGGGCGAAGGCGAGUUCAUCGGCUGCCUGCGGCGUGUUUUAGAUGAAGAAAUGAAGCAAGUUGAGGGCUUCCUUAGUCGCGCCAGUCGCGGAGCUUUCGUCAGCGGCGAUCGAUUCAAAGCCUUUAUCCAUGGCCUGGGCUAUUCGUCCUCGCCACAGGCGAUCCUGGAUGCUCUGUCAAACACCAUGGCGCUGCCGGUGGAUGAUUCUGGGCAGGCUAGCUUGCAAGACAUGAAGUUACAGCUUGGCUUGGACGAUGUUUGCAAAGUGCUGGGCGCCCUGCGAGCCUGCGAUGGCUUCACCCAAAAAGAGCUGCGGGAACUCAAGCAAUCCUUCACCUUCUGCAAUCCAGAAAAGCAGGACCAGGUGCAAGCACCGGCCAUCAACCGCGCCCUGCGGUGGCUGGGCCAUCGCCUCUCGCUGCAGCAGACCCUGCGGCUCAUCGCUGAGGUGGAUGCGGAUGGUGGGAGCUCAUUGGACUUCACCAUGUUUGUGAAGGUGGUACGGAAAUGCAAUGAGAAGGAUCAAGCCAAAACCGUGGAGGUCUUCCAAGACUUUGAUACGCAGCGGGAGGGGGUGCUGGACUGCGACCAGCAGAACCAAGCCCUAAUGCUGCUGAACUGCGUAGAUGCUAUGGGACGGCUGCCCUACCGCAGCGCCAGCGAGAUGGAGGGUGCCGACCUGCGAGUCUUUCUGGGCAUCGUGGAACGCUUCAAAAAAUCCUGCCUCAUCACCUUCCGGCAAAACCAGGGCUUCGCUUUCCACGAAGUGGAGGAGCUGCAGCAACUCUUCCGGCGCUUCGACCGGGACCAGGAUUGGAGGAUUUGGAAACCAGAACUGGUGCAGGUCAUUGAAGUCUUGUUCCCCCAAGAGGCGCGUUGUCGAGAAUUUCGGCCCUUUCUGGUGCAAAUCCUCCAAUCCGACGAGGAGCUUUCACUUGGCUUUAGCGAAUUCUUGGUGAUCAUGCGAAAGAUCGUGGAUCAGCAAGAGCAGAUCGAGUUCGUGCGACAGCGCCUGGCCAUCGAGCGCUUGGGCUUCUCGCCAUCCGAGGCGAACCAGUUCCGCGAGCUCUUCAUCUUGGCGGACAAGGAGAACACACAGCGAUUAACCUUGGACCAGAUCCGCCAGAUGCUCUGCAAGAGCUUUCCGCUCAACGAUACCCACAUGGAUCAGUUGCGGACGAUCUUCCACCACGCGAUUUUCGGCACGGGGCACCAUUCUUUGCCACCGACGGCGGGCUUCAUCGAAUUUUUGCAAAUCAUGAGUGAAGUGGUUCAGAUGGACUGGUGUUCCAAACUCUGA
Molecule: messenger RNA, 1917 nt
Organism: Cladocopium goreaui
Lineage: Eukaryota; Dinophyceae; Suessiales; Symbiodiniaceae
Source: the annotation of a GenBank genome assembly